Racocetra fulgida is the source of this 390-nucleotide messenger RNA. The record is from the annotation of a GenBank genome assembly. NCBI's taxonomy places the organism in Eukaryota, Fungi, Glomeromycota, Glomeromycetes, Diversisporales, Gigasporaceae.
AUGUACAAGUGUUCUGAACCGAGCUGUGAUAGAUACUUUAGUCGUCAUUCUUCUUAUCGCAACCAUAUAAAAACUCACAAUAAUAUAAUUGAAAACCUUCUUCAAGAAGCUACUAUAGAAAAGAGAAAAGAUGAAAUUGGUAGUUUUGUAUUAGGUUUUAGAGAAGAAAUAGAAAAUAUUGAACCAAGAUUUGGAGACCACAUAGAUUAUGAAAUAACAAAUGCAGAUGAUAGAAAUAAUGAAAUAGAUAAUGAAAUAGAUGAUGAAGCAGAAUUUGAAGAUGAUGAAGCAGAAUUUGAUGAAAUAGAUGAAAUAGAAGAAGUAUAUAUUGUAUGUAGUACAUAUAAUCAUCUAUUAGAGUUGCGAGUAAGGCUAAGUUUGAGAGUUUGA